AUGUCAGGUAACAUUGAGCUAUUUAAUUUGAAUGAUGGAGAUGAGCUUGUCUCCCCAGCAUUGAUUCUUCAUGGCAAAGUAAAUAAUGACGAAAAUGGCAAAUCUAUUAAAGUGUUUCACCCUCAAUUGCCAUCUCUGUCGUACCCUAUUAAUGAAAACCACUUCAGAGCUACUGUCAUAUUAACUCCAGGUGAAAAUAAAUUCACUUUAAGUACAGAUACAGGAAAUAGUACAAGCAUUAUUAAGGUUAAUUACACACCAAUGUUAAACGAUCAACCGAUUCAUUUAUGUCUCCUAGUUGCUAAAGAUUCCGAAUAUGUAUAUGACUCUCCAAAGACUCAGAUAGAGAAAGAAGGUGGCCAUGGUUUGGAGCUCGCCAUUAAGAAAAUGAAACUAGGUGGCAGAUUAAUGCAAGCAUAUACCAAUGAACAAAUGUUACGUAAUGGAUUUGGUAACAGAACCUUUCAAUUUGUAGAAGAAUUUGCAAAGGAUACUUUGUUUAAAUCUCAGCAAGCAAUGAGAUCAACAAUCAAAGUUCAUAUUUUACACAGUGACAGGACUGUAAGUGAGAUUCGUGAUCACGAUGUUGCUCAACAAAAUAGAUCAGCAAAGAGAUCCGGUGCUCUGUAUGAGUUCGCAAUGGAAGCUAUGGUUAAAUAUGGUGGCCCAUUCGUAACUAGUGAAAAACCAGUUCAGGCUGCUGUUAUGUUUAUGGAUGCUCAUUGGGAUAAAAUAUUCAUCACAGGUCAUGCUGCACUGGGUGGUGGUAAUGAUAUGUUCAAACUAGCCAUAUUUGGUUCCCACGGUUUAUAUUCGUGGCCAUCAACUAUGGAGGAUAUUGUCGAAUAUUUCACUGACAGUACCCUUGUAUCUAAGGAAGAGGUUGCAAAUGACAAUGAUGAAUGUGGUUCUCAUUGGGAAUGUUUAACUGUAACUUUAGGUGCUUUCUUGCAUGAAAUUGGCCACUCACUUGGGUGUCCACAUCAAGAAUACGGUGUUAUGUUAAGAGGUUAUCCUGUCUUUAAUAGAUCUUUCUUGACUAAAGAAGCCUUUUCAACCAGAACUAAUAGUUAUGGUGUUGCUGCCCCUAUUGCAGAUGAUACCGAAUGUAGAUGGCAUAGACUUGAUUUAUUAAGAUUUUUAUAUCAUCCUUCGUUUACACUACCUUCUGAUUAUUAUGAUGAGACAUUCUCCAGACCUAGUAAAAUAGGUUCUUUUACUUCUCCAAGAGCAUCUGUUUUCCCAUUAGGCGAGAAAACCUGUCAAAUAAAGUCUGAUACCGGUGUAUAUUCCAUUGAAAUAUUUUGCGGUGACUUAGCUCAUGGAUAUUUUGAAUAUUUACCAAAGUCUUUGGGUGGCACUGGCCCACAGAAAAAUAUUACUUUGACUUUAGAAGAUUUUCAUAAGAAAAUUCCUGACCAUUUAUUAGCUAAAUUUGGUAAUUCUUUUGGUGUUAAAAUAUUAUCUAUUAACGCUCCGGAAGCAUAUAUUGAAGAUUUUGCCUCCUUAUUGAACGUUGAGUAUAUAUCAAUGGGCGAUUAUGGAUUCGAUGAAUCAAUUAAAGGCAUUAAAUCAAUUACAUUUGGUAGUACUACAGCAGGAGAUUCUACUGGAAUAAUAGCAUUUGACUCAAGAAAAGUGAACUGUGUUAGAGUUUUCCAUGGACAUGCUUUAGAUGGUUUACAAGUCUUUUCAAAAGGAGCUGUUGCUACAUUCGGUAAUGAAACUGCUAAAUUUACCGAUUUUGAAAUAGAAGAGGAUGAACAUAUUACAGGUUUUAAUGUAAGAUCAGGUCAAUGGAUUGAUGCAAUUCAAAUUUUAACUAGCAAAGGCCGUAAAUCUGAAAUGUUAGGUAAUCCUACUGGUGGUGGAUUAGGCUUAUUGUCUCCACCUGAUGGAUUCCAUAUCCUUGGUCUGCAAGGUACAAUUUCUCAAUGGGUUCAAGGUGUAGGUAUCAUUUAUGGUGAAUUGAAUUAG
Tetrapisispora phaffii CBS 4417 is the source of this 1977-nucleotide messenger RNA. Its product is annotated as zinc metalloproteinase family protein. The record is from RefSeq and is a predicted model, not a curated record. Lineage: Eukaryota; Fungi; Ascomycota; Saccharomycetes; Saccharomycetales; Saccharomycetaceae. Gene Ontology annotation, cellular component: cytoplasm. The transcript has a single exon. The coding region runs from base 1 to 1977 and encodes 658 amino acids.